Malania oleifera is the source of this 1535-nucleotide messenger RNA. RefSeq lists its product as uncharacterized. The transcript has 12 exons. Lineage: Eukaryota; Viridiplantae; Streptophyta; Magnoliopsida; Santalales; Ximeniaceae. The record is from RefSeq and is a predicted model, not a curated record. The coding region runs from base 158 to 1441 and encodes 427 amino acids.
GCCGUGUUCCUUUUUGAACCCUCCCGUUCUUCUUGCGCGGGGCAAAAGGGCGGGAGAGAUUUAUGCAGGAAACGGCAGCAGAAAACUGGAUAGCGCGGAGAGAACGACGAAUUUUCCCUCGAUUCCGAGGGAAAAACUGUGAGAAAGUGAGAGAAAAAUGGGGGACCUGAUGGACUCACUUCCUUCAUCGGGCUCACUUGAUCUCGACAUCGUUCGCAGUCGAAUGGGAGACCUAACGGACAUUCUCAGAAGCUCCAACGAAGAGUUUGAGUUAAAUUUUUCGGAUUCUGAGAAAUUACUGCAAGAUUGCGCCCUGCAUCUUGAGAUCAAAAUUAAAGAAAUUAUAUCAGAGCACUCCUACUUCAGCUCCUCAGCAGAUGAAGAUUUGGAUGUAUGCUUGAAACAUUUGAAGGGGGAGCUUAAGGUGGUGGAGGCUGAGAAUGCUAAAAUCUCCAAUGAAAUUGAGGUUCUUAGAAUGACUUGUUUGGAAGAUUCUAAUCAAUUGGAGAGUAAUCUUGAAGGAUUGAAGUAUUCAAUUGAUUUUGUUGCAUCUCAGGGCGUGGAUAAAGCGAAAGCAGGUGCACAUGAUGAUUGCUCUUCAAAUGAAGAAGAUCCAGUGAAUUCAACCAAUGUUCCAGAUGAUCACAAGUUUGAGAUUUUGGAACUUAGUAAUCAGAUCGAGAAGAACAAAAUAACUUUGAAGUCAUUGCAGGAUCUUGAUUGUGCUUUUAAAAGGCUUGAUGCUAUGGAAAAGAUUCAGGAUACAUUGACUGGGGUAAAGGUCAUUGAAUUUGACGGAAAUAGCAUUAGACUGUCUUUGAGCACACACAUCCUUAAUUAUGAAGGUUUGUUGUGCCGACAAAAGAUUGAAGAUACCAUUGAACCAUCUGAAUUGAAUCAUGAAAUGUUAAUAGAAGUGAUGGAUGGGACCAUGCAGUUGAAGAAGGUUGAGAUUUUCCCAAAUGAUGUAUAUAUUGCUGGGAUUAUUGAUGCUGCAAAGUCUUUCAGUGCUCAAAGGACAUUAUAUAUGGAGUCAAGAUCUUCUUUGGAGUGGUUUGUAAGGAAAGUGCAAGAUAGGAUUGUUCUAAGCGCUAUAAGGAGGUUUGUGGUAAAUGUGGCAAAUAAAUCAAGGCAUUCAUUAGAGUAUUUGGAUAAGGAUGAUAUGAUAGUAGCUCAUAUGGUUGGUGGAGUUGAUGCUUUUAUAAAGUUAUCUCCUGGUUGGCCGGCAUCCAAUUCUGCAUUGAAGUUGAUAUAUCUCAAGAGCUCAGGUCAUCAAUCAAAGGGAAUUCCUUUGGAUUUUCUAUGCAAGGUUGAGGAAGCAACCAACUCCUUGGAAAUGCUCGUAAGGCAAAAUAUUUCAAGCUUUGUGGAUGCCAUUGAAGAAAUACUUAUGCAGCAAAUGCACUUACAACUUCAUUUGGAUGAUAGUCUUGGAAAAUGACUGUUUCAGCAACUCUUAUUGAUUUCAGUUCUUAGAUUUGGAUUUGUGGAGAUUUAGAAGAAACGCAAUAUAAUUUUACUGUUAUUUGUCCAAA